This is a messenger RNA of Trichechus manatus latirostris (Florida manatee), 1089 nucleotides long. RefSeq names its product zinc finger HIT-type containing 3 (gene ZNHIT3). Lineage: Eukaryota; Metazoa; Chordata; Mammalia; Sirenia; Trichechidae. Bases 183 to 647 code for a protein of 154 amino acids. The transcript is spliced from 5 exons. Gene Ontology annotation, molecular function: protein binding. Gene Ontology annotation, biological process: maturation of LSU-rRNA from tricistronic rRNA transcript (SSU-rRNA, 5.8S rRNA, LSU-rRNA); snoRNA localization; box C/D snoRNP assembly. The record is from RefSeq and is a predicted model, not a curated record. Gene Ontology annotation, cellular component: pre-snoRNP complex; nucleus.
UGUACAUCGAGUGCAUCGACGUUCUACCUACCUGGACUGGAACAACGAGCAGAUUCAUUCCAUUGCUUUUGUCUGCCAGUAAGCGCUGAGCGCUAAUUGGUCCUGGCUUAGGAAACGGAAAGAAGGCAAGCACAUUACAUAGCGCGCACCGCGGUAGGAAAGAGUCUUAGGAGAGACGGGCCAUGGCGUCGUUCAGUUGCAGAACCAUCGUCUGCGUGGUCUGCUUGGAAAAGCCCAAAUACCGCUGUCCGGCCUGCCGUGUGCCCUACUGUUCGGUGACCUGCUUCCGGAAGCACAAAGAGCAGUGCAACCCUGAAACUCAUCCUGUAAAGAAAAAAAGUUCAUCUCUUCCUAUAAAAACUACAAAGCCUGUGGAAGACAAAGAUGAUGAGUCAUCUAUAGCUGAUUUUCUCAAUAGUGAUGAGGAAGAGGACAGAGUUUCCCUGCAGAAUUUAAAAAAUCUAGGGGACUCUGCACCACUGAGGAGCUUACUGCUCAAUCCACACCUUAGACAGCUGAUGGUCAGCCUCGAUCAGGGGGAUGACAAAGCAAAGCUCAUGAGAGCUUAUAUGCAAGAGCCCUUGUUUGUGGAGUUUGCAGACUGCUGUUUAAGAAUUGUGGAACCGUCCCAGAAUGAGGAUUCUUAAGAUGGAUUAUUGUGCUGCUUGCCUCAAGCAUGUGUUUGACUCCCAAAGCCUACGACCUCCUCCCAGGAGACCAGCUAGUUUGGAGAGGCCUUGCUGGGGCCCUCAGCACAGGAGGAGUUCAGGAUGCCGACCAGCUGCUUGAUGUAAGCUAUGUGGGUCUUCACCUCCACCAACACGGACUCAUGUUUCAGGCAGGUGGGAGUACUCAGAAUGGCAAAUCCUUUAUGGAGAGAAAACUUGACAUUCAGAUGGUUGUUUUAAAAUGUUUUAUUUUGGGUACAGCUAAGAUUGACAUCAUAAAUGAUAUCAUUUAUCAAGUUUUUUACACCUGUUUGAGCUAAAAACUUGACUGAUGUACUAAAUAAAAUCAAGAUGUGGUGGUUCUAUUGUAUGUUUCAUCAUCCUUGGUUUAUGAUAUUCUGGUUAUUUGAAAUUACAUUAA